Messenger RNA from Dendronephthya gigantea, 953 nucleotides. RefSeq lists its product as uncharacterized. The record is from RefSeq and is a predicted model, not a curated record. The transcript is spliced from 7 exons. The coding region runs from base 1 to 750 and encodes 249 amino acids. Lineage: Eukaryota; Metazoa; Cnidaria; Anthozoa; Malacalcyonacea; Nephtheidae.
AUGGCGAAAGAUAAAAAUGAGAUGUCGAGUAACUCUACAACAAACGUAGAAACACUAGAUACACAUACAAAAGAAGCCUUGGAACUGCUUUUCGUAAAAGAACAAGAAACAUACGAUGAAUUUCUUGCUGGAUUUUCGCAUUUAAAUAGAGAGCCAAUUUCUUCAUCUAUCCAGCAUCUAAUUAAUGGACAUGCAAAUGAUGCAAUUAAUAGUGACAGCAGUGAUGUGACAGAAUAUGAUGUUGAUUUACCACAUGAGUUGUUAGAUGCUAGUGAUUAUAUGGAAUCCAAUAUUCAAAGACCUUAUCGGUCAAAUUUAAUGAUGGAUAAUUUUGUUGAAGAUGAACAGUUUUUGCUAGGAUUUGGUGAUGACACUGUUUACAAACCUUCAAUUCUCGAGCAAUCAUUUCAGCAAAUAGAGUAUGAAAAGUCUCAAUCAUCUACAUGUGAAAUGGUUACAAAUAUGAAUGUCAUAGAUGAAAUAGAUGUAAGUUUGAAAGAAAGAAUUACUCUUCCUGGAGAAACUGAAAUAUAUGACUCAAAAAAUGCUGAGACAAAAUUACGAUAUCUGGAUAUUUCUACUAAGCGUGAUAUAAAAAAUGAGAAUUUAAGUAAAGAUGUGUUACAAGAAUAUCCCAAAGAUGGACAAGUUAUGUCAAAUGGACGUUGUGAGGUUGUUCCUUUCUCAAUGGAUGAUAACUUUGACUAUGAUAACAUAAUAUUGCGAACGAAAUUUGAAGUAGAAAAGUAAUUUAUAUAUUCGUAUACGUGUAAUUGAACACUUGAACACAUGCAUGCAUAUAUAUAAUAUGGUUAUAUUUCAUAUAUUCGGGAUAAAAGAUGAGAAUUUGCUAAAUCUACGUGAAAUAUAAUGCUUAUAUGCAGAAUCUAAUUGUAGUAUAAUAGUUUGUAAUUGUAAAAGUCAUGUGAAACGUUAGAGGAGUUUUACAGAUU